AUGGGAAUCGCCGGCUUUCAGAAAUGGCUGGAGAAGCACUACCCGCACUGCUUCAUUCCGGUGCCAGACGCGCCCCGACGCCCUGCGCCCGGCGAACGGGCUCCGCCAGCUGUCAAGGACUACUUUGACCAUAUCUACGUGGAUCUCAAUGGCUACAUUCAUACGGUGGGAAGGCGAGCCGCAAACGAAGAGCAACUCUUCACCUUGCUGUUCCGCGAGCUCGAUGGGCUCUUCAAGGUCUGCGUCGCGCGCCAGUCCAUCUUCCUCGCCAUCGACGGACCCGCGUCCGCGGCCAAGUUGAUCACCCAGCGAAAGCGGCGCCUGGGUGCGGCCAGCAAGCAGGACAGACAGGCCAAGGCCAAGGCGCAGCCCCAGCCACAAGUCGCCGAGAGCGAAGCCCAAACGGGCGCUCCCGCCGUCAGCAAGAAGAGGGUGAAAAAGAAGGGCGAGUUCAACCUGCUCCAGGUGACUGCGGGAACGCCGUUCAUGUACCGACUGAAGAACGCGCUGUGCUUCUGGGCGUGCUCGCGCCUGCAGAGCGACCCCAAGUACCACUUCACCCGCAUCUAUAUUUCCGGUCCGGAUGUGCCGGGCGAGGGCGAGCUCAAGAUUAUGGAGUUCAUCGUCUCGCACGCCAAUGCCGAUUCCUCGCCACCGCCAAACCCACAGGAGCGAGUGUUCGCCUAUCAGACGGGCUUUGCCGACCAGGAACGGAACGCCGAGAAGUUCCGGAGGGACUCGCACCUCAUCGUGGGCACCGAUGCCGACUUGAUUUUGCUCGGUUUGAGCUCCAUGUUGCAGAAUGUUUUCAUUCUCAACACGCAGAGGGGACAGAGCUCCAAGCUGCUUUUUUCCAUCUGGGAGUUCUGCCGGUCACUCGAGCAUUCCUUCCCCUUUAGGGGUCACUGCAACAUGACGAGGCUCGACUUUGUUUUGAUCUCCCUCUUGCAAGGCAACGACUAUCUGCCCAAGCUCCGCGGCGCCUCCCUGGACCGGUUGUGGGCACGGUACAAGAAGCUGAAGCAGCAGCCCCAGUUUCACCAGCAAUUCCUGGUCAACCCGGGCUACACGCUCAACGUGCCCUUCUUCCUGAACCUCGUCUGUGCCUUCGGUCCGGUCAUGCCGUUGCCCUCCUCCCCGGCCUCCUCGCCCAACGCCCUGCCCACCUCCGUCCCCUACUCGGCUUCCACCGCUGCGCCGGCGCCAGUGCCAGUGCCAGCGGCGGUCACCAUUCCCUCUUCGGCCGCCGUCGAGGAAUCGGCCUAUCCUCCGGCGCUCUCGUCCCUGUUCCAGUCCGCCACGCAGGCCAUGGGCUCGUUCGCGCCGCACCUCACGCCGGCGCACCACCACCGAGGCCUACACCAGCAGCUCCAGUCGCCCGUGGACUUUGUGGACCCGGCCAUCAUCUCGUCGUCGUCGUCGUCGGCCUUUUUUCCCUCCUCGGCUGCCGGGCAGCUGCUGCCUGAUGACCCGUCGAUCAUCGCCGCGUCCGCGAUGGGCUACGCGGCGCCCUAUCUGCACGGCGGCAACCCCUACUACCACCCCUACCAUCCCCCGCACCCUCCGGUCGGCGGUCACCCGGUGCCGCCCGCCGUUGCGCUGAUGUUUGCCAACCCCUACCUGUCCGCGUCGGCUUUCCCUUCGCCAGUGCCCGCCGCGGCGACGGCGAUCAUGCCUCCGCCGUUCGGGCAUGGAGGCCAUGGCCUGGUCGCGGAGGAGGCCGACAUCGACGCCGAGGGUGACCAGGAGGUGAUCUGCUUCCAGCCGCCCGUGGCCGUGCAGGCAGCAGUGGCGGUGGCCGCUGCAGCUCAUCUCGGCGAGGCACAGCAGCACCUGGCAGGGGAGGAUCUCAUCGGCGAGGCGAUCGACGAAGACGAGGACGAGUUUGACGGCGACGACAGCGAGAGCGAAAGCGACUACGACGAUGAAGAGGAAGAGGCUGUGGAGGGCACCAACGGUAAGGAUGUAGAAGAGUCCAUGGACGAUGAUGAGGAUUCCGACGAGGAGGAGGAAGAAGAGUUCAUCAAGGGACUCAUCUUUGGCCACGACCCCGAGGCCUACCUGCAGGGCCUGUUCUGGUGCCUGAAGAUGUACAUGGAAGGCUUCUGUCCUGACAACAAGUGGUUCUACACCCAUCGCCACGCUCCUACCGCCUUGCAACUCAGAAACUUCUUUGCGGAUGCUGGCGCAUCGAACUCGUUCUAUCCGGUGACCGUGCCACGCUCGGCCACGCUCCCAUUGCCGCCCCACAAGUUCUGUCUCACCGUGCUCCCACUCCAAGCGCGCGAGUUGGCGCACGAGAUGCUGCAGCCGUACAUGGCGCUCGACUCCAAGCUGGGCUCGAUCUUUCGCGAGCCCACCUUGCUGGUGGACGUACAGCUCAUCGACGCCGUGCUGUCCGAGAUCCCCGAGGCCAGCCUGCCGCCCGAACUGCGCUUCGCCCACACACACUACUACCAGCGCGCCCCGCAAGCCGGCUACGGUCGGAACGGGUGGCAUCCGCAGCCGUGGUCGUACCAGCAUCAGCGAUACGAGCACCAGCCGGGCCCCUUCGUGCCCUCGCUGCUGCCGCAGCUCCCGUGUCAGCGCUACGAUCCGCUCUGGGACCCCGAGCGCCGGCUCAAGUGCGCCUUCUACCCCACGCGCAGCUACCCGUCGCCCGCGCUGUACGGCGGCGCCGACCCGCGGGUCGACUUGAAUGCCUGGCCCGUGCUGGCGCCCACCAUCGACCACCUGCGCAUCCCCUAUUACAAGCCCUUCGCCUUCUUGUACGGUGCCGGCGGCGGAUAUCGCGGCGGACGUGGCGGCGGACGUGGCGGCGGACGCGGCGGCGGCCGAGGAGGUCGCGACGGACCGCGCGUUGUGGGAACGCGGACGCCGGCGGUGCGGCGCCAGCUGGCGGCUUCGCGCCUCGGCCUGGUCGAGGCGGUCGAGGAAAUCGCGGCGGACGCGGCUUUGCCCGAGGAGGACGAGGCGGCGCCCAUGCCCAGCACCCACAGCAGCACCUGCCAGCAGACGCAGCUGCUGCACUCGGGGCGCCGGCCGAGCUUGUCAACGGUGGCGGCGCAGGCCCGGCGGCGGCGGCGGAGGGUCUGCAUAGGGGAGGCGGAUAUCGAGGCGGACGUGGCGCCGGACGCGGCGGCGGGCGACGAGGAGGUCGGGGUGGCCGCGGAGCCGUUGCAGCCAACGGCGCCGAACCCGCAGCACGGCGACGCCUCGGCUGCAGCGCCCCACCAGCCCCGAGCGCAGCGUGGACGAGCCCGGGCGCCGCCGGUCUACAAGCCCAAACCGUCGGCCGGCGGCCCUCCGCCCAACGCAGUGGCGCCGACGACCAGCGGACCACAGCCCUUAUAA
Acanthamoeba castellanii str. Neff is the source of this 3354-nucleotide messenger RNA. Its product is annotated as 5'3' exoribonuclease, putative. The record is from RefSeq and is a predicted model, not a curated record. NCBI's taxonomy places the organism in Eukaryota, Discosea, Longamoebia, Acanthamoebidae. The coding region runs from base 1 to 3354 and encodes 1117 amino acids. Gene Ontology annotation, molecular function: 5'-3' RNA exonuclease activity; RNA binding. Gene Ontology annotation, biological process: nuclear-transcribed mRNA catabolic process. The transcript is spliced from 15 exons. Gene Ontology annotation, cellular component: nucleus.